CGGGAAGCCGAAUUUGGCGCGAGAUCUGUUGUUUUGGCAGGUCUGUUCGUACAUUGCAGAUAGUGAAACACCCGGGCUUUCUAAAUAGAUAUGGCUCCAGUUUCCACCGACAAAGACUUUGACAGCCCUGAUGGUGGUGCAGAUGACGGCUGUGGCUUGGCUGUGUCUCGCUCCAGGAGGGAGAAGAAGGAAAAGGUGGGGCGUAAGUCUGCUCUAGAGCAGCUGAAAGCGGCUAAGAGGGGUGAGAAGUUGAAAUACGAGGUGGAGGACCUGACCAGUGUAUAUGAGGAGGUGGAUGAGGAGCAGUACUCCCGCCUUGUUCGCGAGCGACAGGAUGACGACUGGAUUAUUGACGACGAUGGGACUGGCUAUGUGGAGGAUGGGAGGGAGAUAUUUGAUGAGGAAUUGGAGGAUGAUGCCCUGGACAAAGGUAAAGCUGUCUCUAAAGCAGUGGCUUCGAAGGACAAGAAGAAUGUGAAGAAAACUGCUGUGAUGAAGCCCAACAGCAUUAAGAGCCUGUUCAUGGCCAGCAGUGUGAAAAAGCCUGCAGAGAGGGAUGUUGAUCUAUCUAAAGAUGACCUUUUAGGAGACCUGUUGCAAGACCUGCACUCUGAGAAACCCUCCCCGUUUGCACCUCCGCCGGUCAUCUCCCUGAAGAAAAAGAAACCCCCAAGAGUGCCUCUGAACCCCUUCUCCGUCCAACCCCAGGCCCCCAAGGAUUCCCCCUCUCCCAUCGGAUCAAAAGUCAGGGCGAUGGGUGCAGGUGCCAGACCAGCGCCAGCCGCCCGGACACCCAGGGCUCAGCCCCUUCCCUCCCCAGCCCCCCCAACCAGCCAGAGCCUGAGAGUGACGGUGGAGGAGGCUGAUGCAGACGGGGCUUUGCAGUUCGAUGACAGGGACUUUGACGAGCCCAUGGAUGUUGGAGGCGAGGAGCAGGAGGCGGUAAAAGAGGAGACGCAGCCUGAGCCCCUAACAGCUUUGGAAGAGGAGUCCAAGACUGAACUCCAGAAACCCCUGCUUCACUCGGGUGUGUUCAGUGAGGGAGGCUGGGAGGCCGAGACCAGUGAGCCUGUGGUGGAGGUGCAGGUGGACUCCAGCCAGCUGCCCAUGGUGGAGGGCCCUGAUGGCGAGCUGGCCUUCCGCUUCUACUGGCUGGAUGCCUUCGAGGACCAAUACAGCCAGCCCGGUGUGGUCUAUCUGUUCGGGAAGGUGUGGAUCGAGUCGGCUAAGGCACACGUGAGCUGCUGCGUGGCUGUGAAGAACAUCGAGAGAACCAUGUACUUCCUGCCCCGCGAGCGUAAAGUGAACUUGGCCACGGGGGAGGAGACUGACUCAGUGGUGGGCAUUAUGGACGUGUACCAGGAGUUCAGCCUGCUAUCAGAGAAGUUCAAAAUCAUGAAGUUCAAAUCUAAGAAAGUGGAGAAGAACUAUGCCUUUGAGAUCCCGGAUGUUCCCACCCAGUCAGAUUACCUGGAAGUGAGAUAUUCUGCGGAGUUGCCCGCGCUGCCCUCUGACCUGAAGGGGGCGACAUUCUCCCACAUUUUCGGCACCAACACCUCCAGCCUAGAGCACUUCCUGCUCAGCAGGAAGAUCCGCGGGCCCUGCUGGCUGGACGUCAGCUCCCCUCAGAUGAACAGCCAGCCAGUCAGCUGGUGUAAGGUGGAGGCAGUGGCUUCCAGGAGUGACCUGGUAGCUGUUGUGAAGGACCUACCCCCCCCACCGCUUGUGGUGAUGUCCAUCUGCAUGAAGACUGUACAGAAUGCCAAGACGCACCACAACGAGAUUGUGUCCAUGGCUGCACUCGUCCACCAUGAGUUCGCCCUGGAUAAGGCCGCCCCCUCCCCGCCCUUCCAGUCACACUUCUGUGUGGUCAGCAAGCCCAGCGACUGCAUCUUUCCCUAUGACUUCAAAGAGGCUGUCAGGAAGAAGAAUGUAAAGGUGGAAAUUGCUGGAACAGAGCGCAUGCUUUUGGCCUUCUUCCUGGCCAAGAUGCACAAAAUCGACCCAGAUGUGGUGGUGGGUCACGACAUCUAUGGAUUUGACCUGGAAGUGCUCCUGCAGCGGAUCAGCGUGUGCAAGGUCCCACAUUGGUCCAAGCUGGGUCGCUUACGCCGCGCUAACAUGCCCAAACUUGGGGGCCGCAGCAGUUUUGCAGAGAGGAGCGCUACCUGUGGCAGGAUGGUGUGUGAUGUGGAGAUUUCGGCCAAGGAGCUGAUCCGCUGUAAAAGCUACCAUCUGACUGAGCUGGUGGCCCAGGUGCUGAAGGUCGAAAGAGCUUGUGUGCCCCAGGAGAACCUGAAGAACAUAUACAGUGACUCUCUUCACCUGCUCCACCUGCUGGAGCUCAACUGGAUGGAUGCCAAGUUCAUCCUACAGAUCAUGUGUGAGCUGAAUGUGUUGCCACUGGCACUUCAGAUCACAAGCAUCGCUGGCAAUGUUAUGUCCCGCACCCUGAUGGGAGGGCGUGCUGAGAGGAAUGAGUACCUGCUGCUCCAUGCUUUCCAUGAGAAGAACUACAUCGUGCCUGACAAGCAGUUCUUCAAGAAGGCCCAACAAGACCUGGGUGACGAUGAGGACGAUGUGGACGCGGGAAAGGGGAAGACCAGGAAGGUGCGGAGGAAGGCGGCUUAUGCUGGGGGACUGGUCCUCGACCCUAAAGUGGGUUUCUAUGAUAAGUUCAUUCUGUUGCUGGAUUUCAACAGUUUGUACCCCUCAAUCAUUCAAGAGUUUAACAUCUGCUUUACGACCGUGCAAAGGGAGGAGCCAGGGACAAGGAAGCAGAUCGCAGAGGAAGACUCUGAUGAGAUCCCAGAGCUGCCAGAUCCAGACCUUGAGAUGGGGAUUCUCCCCAGAGAGAUUCGCAAACUUGUGGAGAGGAGGAGACAAGUCAAACAGCUGAUGAAGCAGCAGGACCUGCACCCAGACCUUUACCUACAGUAUGACAUCAGGCAGAAGGCUCUGAAGCUGACCGCUAACAGCAUGUACGGCUGCCUGGGGUUCUCUUUCAGCCGCUUCUACGCCAAGCCACUCGCCGCACUGGUCACCCACAAGGGCCGAGAGAUCCUGAUGCACACAAAAGACAUGGUGCAGAAGAUGAACCUGGAGGUGAUCUACGGAGACACCGACUCCAUUAUGAUCAAUACCAACAGCUGCACCCUGGAUGAGGUCUACAAGCUGGGCAACAAGGUGAAGGCCGAGGUGAAUAAGCUCUAUAAGCAGCUGGAAAUCGAUAUCGAUGGAGUGUUCAAAUCCCUGCUGCUGCUGAAGAAGAAGAAGUACGCGGCCCUGUGUGUGGAGCCCACUGGGGACGGCCGCUACACCACCAAGCAGGAGCUGAAGGGGCUGGACAUUGUGCGCAGGGACUGGUGUGACUUGGCUAAAGACUGCGGGAACUACGUGAUUGGACAGAUCCUGUCGGACCAGAGCCGGGACGCCAUCGUGGACAACAUUCAGAGGCAGCUGAUUGAGGUGGGAGAGAGGGUGGUGAACGGGACUGUCCCACUCACACAGUUCCUGAUUCACAAGGCUCUCACUAAAGAUCCUCAGGACUACCCUGAUAAGAAGAGCCUCCCCCAUGUGCACGUGGCUCUGUGGUUAAACUCCCAGGGGGGCCGCCGGGUCAAAGCGGGGGACACAGUGUCCUACAUCAUCUGUCAGGAUGGCUCGAAUCUGAGCCCCAGCCAGCGGGCAUACGCCCCGGAGCAGCUGGAGAAGCAGACGGGACUGUCACUGGACACGCAGUACUACCUGGCACACCAGGUCCACCCCGUGGUGUCCAGAAUCUGUGACCCCAUCGAAGGCAUUGACGCUGUGCUCAUCGCUACCUGGCUGGGUCUGGACCCCUCCCAGUUCCGUGCGCAGCAGCAGCAGCAGCGGGAGGAUGAGACGGGGGCCGUGUUCGGGGCCCCCGCCCAGCUGACUGAUGAGGAGCGUUACCGUGACUGCCAGAGAUUCACCUUCAACUGUCCAGAGUGCAACACUGAAAACAUUUAUGACUCUGUGUUCCAGGGAGCGGGGACGAUGGUGGAGCCCAGCCUCUUGCGCUGCUGUCACAUCCCGUGUGGGGGCCGUCCCAUCGAGCACCUCAUCCAGAUUGGCAGCAAGCUCCUUCUGGACAUCCGCCAUCACAUCCACAGAUACUACAGUGGCUGGCUGGUGUGUGAAGACCAGGCGUGUCAGAACCGCACCCGACGACUGCCGGCCGCCUUCACCCGCGCCGGCCCUGCCUGUCCGGCCUGCUCCAAGUCCACGCUGCGUCCUGAGUACUCUGAGAAAGCCCUGUACAACCAGCUCUCAUUCUACCGAUUCAUCUUUGACUGGGAAUAUGCCUUCAACAAGGUGCUGACGCACCCCCAAGAGAAAGCUUUGAUUAAAGGAUUCAAGGCAGAGAAGGAAGUCUACCGCAAGCUGAAAGACAUUGCUGACCGCGCCCUGGCCACCAGUGGCUACUCCGAGGUCAAUCUUAGCAAGUUGUUCCAGGUCUUCACCUCACUGAAGUAGUCCUUCCCCCACCCUGCCAGCCUCAGCCCUGUCCCAUGCAACAAUUGGCCAGCCAGAUUGGUUCAUCCUCAAAGACAAUUGACAAUGUGCUCCUUUUGAAAUAUUUUUUGUGAGAGUUCCAAGUCUAAAUCCCAAGGUUCCCUCUUUCUUGUGGGAGGGCCAAACUGGGCCAAUGGCAUUACUGACAACCAACCAACCAACCAAACACACGCUCACACACGCUCACACGCUCUCACACACACACACACACACACUCACACUCACACUCACACUCACACUCACACUCACACUCACACUCACUCGCACACACACACACUCACUCAUGCCUUACUUCAUGGUUUAAUCACCUUGGAGAUUGCUACAUUGGACAUGGUUAAGUACCUGCCAGGCUGCAGUCUUGACACGCAUCCAUUCUGAUUCCCGUCUUUCUUAAUCGAUGUAAAAUCUGUUGUAAAGUGGCUUCACGACACGGGAGGGGCUAAACCCCUCUUUAGCCAAGCAAACAGGCAUCAGUCUUGAAACCUCCAGCCACUUCAUGUACACACGCUGCACAGUGUCUUUUGGGGGAAGCGGAGGCUCACUUUGAAGCACGCUGGGUGGGGGCAGAGAUCACAAUCAGGGUAAAUGUCGCAGAGCUGUAGGUGAAUCGGGGGCCUGAUGGGCUCCACACUCUGUAAUGACUUCUGUUAGCUCCACUAUCACCUCAACAAGAAGGCUAUUAACUAACCAAUGCGAAACUGCAGCCACCAUUCAGAGGUUCAGAGUGGGAGUAACAUGUGGUUUUGUUAGGAACUGUUGGUUGGUUUUUUGUUUUUCUUCAGCUUUUUAAAUGGUGGAUUAAUCUCCACAUAAUCUCCACAAAGUAGUUAUCUGUUUAUGGCUUGGCUUUUAUCUAUGCCACAAGCGCCAACAAAAUACUGAUUUGUCUGUCGUCUUUAAUAAUUGUGCUUUUAUGGUUUGCAUGUAAUAUUGUUAAUAAAAAUUGUAAAGCAUUUGAUACUGAAAUUGAAAUAAAGUCUUUAAUGACA
Molecule: messenger RNA, 5528 nt
Organism: Conger conger (European conger)
Lineage: Eukaryota; Metazoa; Chordata; Actinopteri; Anguilliformes; Congridae
Gene: pola1
Product: polymerase (DNA directed), alpha 1
Exons: 37
Coding region: 91-4500 (1469 amino acids)
Biological process (GO): DNA replication; leading strand elongation; mitotic DNA replication initiation
Cellular component (GO): alpha DNA polymerase:primase complex
Molecular function (GO): single-stranded DNA binding; pyrimidine nucleotide binding; DNA-directed DNA polymerase activity
Source: RefSeq, a predicted model, not a curated record